Acaulospora colombiana is the source of this 254-nucleotide messenger RNA. The record is from the annotation of a GenBank genome assembly. Lineage: Eukaryota; Fungi; Glomeromycota; Glomeromycetes; Diversisporales; Acaulosporaceae.
UAUACUAAAAGUGGUUGUAAUAAACCCGAGCGAGUGGCUCGAGAGAGAUGCGGGUGUACUGGGAGAAGUGGAACUUGCCAAGGCCCAACUGAAUGGCCACUCCCGUAUGAAUUCCGAUUUUAUUCAACCGCAUUCCUGCACCCAAGCUAUUCUUUACGGCCACGCUGCUCGAGUAUAUACCACAUGCGAGAAACAGUGUACAUACACGAGUAUAAUAAACCUCUACAAAACCAUGCAUAACGAGAGAGGAGAAG